UGACACAAUAUCUACCGGAUAGUUUUUAUAGAGCAAAGCACCGUUCCUAGGAAUGAAAAGAUGGCGAAACCCUAAACCGGUCCUCCCCUCUCGCUGAUACUCACAGAGUGCUCGUUCUGUGAUUUUCUUACGAUUGGCAAAUGGCUUCUCUUGCAUUUUCUUCUGGACAUCUCGCAGCUGCCAACAAAUUUCGAUAUGCUAUCCCUGCGAGAAAUGCCUUAGUUAAAUGCAGUUUGAAAUUUGAAGGAAACGGGAAGCAUGGUGUACAACAAACCCUCACAACCAACCAAAACCAACAAACUUUCCCUAAACUCUUCAUUCCAUACGAAUUCCAAAGAGACCCAAUCAAAAAAGAAGAAACCCGACUUCGCGUCUUUUCAGGAACUGCAAAUCCCGCACUUUCUGAAGAAAUUGCAGCCUACAUGGGUCUAGACCUAGGAGACAUCAAAAUAACACGGUUUGCAGACGGCGAAAUAUACGUUCAGUUACGCGAAAGUGUCCGAGGAUGCGACGUGUUUCUUGUUCAACCAACUUGUCCCCCUGCAAAUGAAAAUCUUAUGGAGCUUUUAGUCAUGAUUGAUGCAUGUCGCAGGGCAUCUGCAAAAACUGUUACAGCUGUCAUCCCGUAUUUUGGAUACGCAAGAGCUGAUCGUAAGACUCAAGGGCGGGAGUCAAUCGCAGCUAAACUUGUUGCGAAUCUUAUAACAGAAGCUGGGGCUGACCGUGUUCUUGCUUGUGAUCUUCAUUCUGGUCAAUCUAUAGGCUAUUUUGAUAUUCCAGUUGACCAUGUACAUGGUCAGCCGGUGAUACUUGAUUACCUUGCCAGCAAGAGCAUUUGUGCUGAUGAUUUGGUGGUGGUCUCCCCGGAUGUUGGUGGGGUCGCUAGAGCUCGAGCUUUUGCUAAAAAGUUAUCCGAUGCGCCGUUAGCAAUUGUUGAUAAACGGCGUCAUGGGCACAAUGUGGCAGAGGUAAUGAAUUUGAUUGGUGAUGUAAAGGGCAAAGUAGCAGUUAUGGUGGAUGACAUGAUCGACACUGCUGGUACAAUCUCCAAAGGAGCAGCAUUGUUACGUGACGAAGGUGCGAGGGAAGUUUACGCAUGUUGUACACAUGCACUUUUAAGUCCGCCUGCUGUUGAAAGAUUAUCGAGUGGUCUUUUUCAAGAGGUGAUUAUUACAGAUACGAUUCCGGUGUCUGAGAAAAACUCAUUCCCGCAAUUGACUAUUUUAUCCGUAGCAAAUCUACUUGGAGAAGCAAUCUGGCGUGUUCACGAUGACUAUGCUGGCUCUUUCGAACACUUUUCUAGUCUGGGUAUCGACUGAUAUCAGACGACUUGUGUUGUUUUGUUGUGUAAAUUUAAUAAUUUAUUUGCGGAAUUUAACUCAAAAAGUUGGUUUUUAAAACUUUGCAAUUUUAGUUUUCCGCUGAUGUGACUGAUUUUUGAUGAAUUAACCCAGUAAAGAAAGCUUGCUAUUGCUAUUGCUA
Molecule: messenger RNA, 1482 nt
Organism: Lactuca sativa (garden lettuce)
Lineage: Eukaryota; Viridiplantae; Streptophyta; Magnoliopsida; Asterales; Asteraceae
Product: ribose-phosphate pyrophosphokinase 1
Biological process (GO): 5-phosphoribose 1-diphosphate biosynthetic process; purine nucleotide biosynthetic process
Cellular component (GO): ribose phosphate diphosphokinase complex; cytoplasm
Molecular function (GO): ribose phosphate diphosphokinase activity; magnesium ion binding
Source: RefSeq, a predicted model, not a curated record